Exophiala viscosa is the source of this 810-nucleotide messenger RNA. Its product is annotated as DNA-directed RNA polymerase. Lineage: Eukaryota; Fungi; Ascomycota; Eurotiomycetes; Chaetothyriales; Herpotrichiellaceae. Gene Ontology annotation, cellular component: RNA polymerase II, core complex. Gene Ontology annotation, molecular function: DNA binding; protein dimerization activity. Gene Ontology annotation, biological process: transcription by RNA polymerase II. The record is from RefSeq and is a predicted model, not a curated record. Bases 1 to 810 code for a protein of 269 amino acids. The transcript is spliced from 5 exons.
AUGUCAGACAACUCGGCAUCUUCACCCACGACCGGCGGUCUACGACGUCUCUCAGAAGGAGAAUGGCCAACCCACCCGAGUAAGAGCAAGUACUCUGGAAACCAAAACACUUCCGUCAACGAUACCACCGUCAACAAACCUGACUCCAACGGACCUCAUGAGAGCAACUCACUGUCCGACAUGGCAAAAUCCACACAACCUGCACGCAGCGAGCCUGAUGACCGCAGUCUGAUGGCCGACGUUGUUGUCGACUCCGUUGUACCUGCUGGCCCUGGAAUACCUUCUCUGAACUGCAAAUCCCCAGCACCAGCGGAACGCGAUCCAAUACCAGGAGAUACCUAUGCUGGCUCUGGUCCUCGUGGCCUUCCCUUGGAUGGAGAUGGAUGGAGGUACCAUAUCUCUCAUCAGCGUUACAACGGGCCUGCGAUCGACCACAACGCUCUUAACGAACUGGAACGUACCGAGGCUUUCAUUCUGGGAGAGGGUGAGAAGAAGAUCGAAGAGAAAAUUGAUACUCGAACUCCAAACACUACCAUUUUCACCUUCAACAAGGAAGACCACACUCUCGCCAAUCUGCUUCGCGACAAGCUCUUGAAGAACAGCCACGUCACCUUUGCAGCAUACCGCAUCCCCCAUCCACUAUUCGCCAAGUUCGAGCUCCGAGUCCAGACUGACGGCGAGAUUACACCCAAAGAAGCAGUCUUGGCCAGCUCCAAGGACAUCAUUCAAGACCUGAACGCUCUUAAGACCAACUUCACCCGCGAGUACGAACUGAGAAAGAUGGUUGGAGGUGCACAGAACGGAAUAUGA